Messenger RNA from Aspergillus caelatus, 1593 nucleotides. RefSeq lists its product as uncharacterized. Gene Ontology annotation, cellular component: endoplasmic reticulum. Lineage: Eukaryota; Fungi; Ascomycota; Eurotiomycetes; Eurotiales; Aspergillaceae. Bases 169 to 1593 code for a protein of 474 amino acids. The transcript has 3 exons. The record is from RefSeq and is a predicted model, not a curated record. Gene Ontology annotation, molecular function: heme binding; oxidoreductase activity.
ACCUUGAUCUUCGGCUGCUUCGGAGACCUCGUCCGAAGUUCGUACGAGGGUCGCCCGAGCGUCAUUGUCUGGAUAGAACGGCACAAGAGUCGCAAAGACAGUUGAGGAUAUAAAUGACUAAGUUGUCCAUGUUUGCUUUGAGAGGAUAAAGUUGCAUACUUUGCCAAAAUGUCGUCCUUCACCCUUGAACAGGUCCAAAAACACUGCAAACCAGACGAUGUCUGGAUUAUCCUCCACAACAAGGUCUACGAUGUGACCAAGUACCUUGAAGAUCACCCCGGUGGGGGUGCUAUUCUUCUCGAGGUCGCCGGCGCCGACGCCACUGAAGCUUUUGAGGAAGUCGGACACUCUGACGAAGCGAGGGAACAGUUAGAGCCUUUCUACGUAGGCGACUUACCGACAGAGGAACAAACCGAAUCCGUCGAGAUAUACCGCCCAACCUACGAGCAAGUCUCCCAAUCCGCGGCCGUCAACGUCAAAAACUCCACCUCCUGGUCAUCCAUAAUUCAAACAAUUAUAAAGUGCGGCAUGACCGGUCUAGCGGGCAGAGCUGCCAUAACAGCCUACCAUCGUGGUAUAACCACCACCGAAGUAGUCCACGCCCUGCGCUCCCUCGUCACAUCUAUCUCUCCGCGCCAGGGCCCAGGCCACGACGGAUCCCACUUCUGGACCGGCGUGGGCAUCGCCAGCGCAGUCCAGUUCUCCCUAACCUUGGGCUUGGGCAUGUGGAUCUCAACCAAGCUAGACGUGCAACAAGAAUUCACUCACCACGUACCCCGUCGACCAGCCAAAACAGCACGUAUGAUCAAGCUCCCCCGGACCAAUCUUCCAGUCAAGAAACCGAGUGUCUUGGAUCCGCGCAAAUGGCGACCUUUCACCUUGACCAGCAAAACCGAAGUUGCGCCACAUGUAUAUCGAUUCAUCUUUGCAUUGCCAAAUCCUGAUGAUAUCCUCGGCCUACCGACGGGCCAGCAUAUCGCCCUACGAGCGACGAUCAACGGACAAAGCGUCUCGAGAUCGUACACACCGGUAUCCAACAACAGUGACUUGGGUCGUAUCGAGCUACUCAUCAAGGUAUACCCCAAUGGAGCGAUGACCCAGCACCUGGAGCAGAUGGAAGUAGGCGACUCGAUCGAGAUCCGCGGACCCAAGGGCGCAAUGCAAUAUUCACGGCAAUAUGCGAAGCAUAUCGGGAUGAUCGCAGGUGGAACAGGCAUUACACCGAUGUACCAGCUCAUUCGGGCAAUCUGCGAAGACGAUAGCGACAAGACUCAGGUGUCAUUGCUGUACGCGAAUAACACGGAAGAAGACAUUUUAUUGCGCGCAGAGUUGGAUGAGUUCGCGAGGCGUCAUCCAGUUAAGUUCCAGGUGCAGUAUGUGUUGAGCCAUCCCGGGGAGACGUGGCAGGGUUACCGGGGGUUUGUGAAUGGGGAUGUUAUUGCGAAGCAUUUGGCGCCUGCUGCGCUGGAUAAUAGAGUGUUGUUGUGUGGGCCGCCGCCGAUGGUGGGAGCGAUGAAGAAGACCUUGCAGGGAAUGGGGUGGGCGAUGCCUGGAGCUGUUGCUAAAGUUGGGGAUCAGGUUUUCUUGUUUUAG